Molecule: messenger RNA, 957 nt
Organism: Trichomonas vaginalis G3
Lineage: Eukaryota; Parabasalia; Trichomonadida; Trichomonadidae
Exons: 1
Coding region: 1-957 (318 amino acids)
Source: RefSeq, a predicted model, not a curated record
AUGUCUGUCAACGAAAAGUUGAUGAAAGAAUAUAAAGAUAUUGAUAAAUAUCUGGAAUUUGUCACUGAUAUCCAUCACUCUCUACAAGAAAGACAGAAAAAAGUUCAAAUUUGCAUUGAUAAUUAUAACGACAAUCGUGAACAAAUCUCUAAAUACAGUGAAAUUGAUAAUAAACUCAAGAAAAUUGUAAGUAAUCUCGAAGAUGCAGACUAUGAUCCUUAUACAACUGCUUUAGUAAAAAUUCUCGAUAAUUCACUCAAAAGAAAAGAAGAAAUUACUACAAAAUUAUAUAGUUCACUAAUAGAACUCGAAGGAUUUCAAGAUUAUCAAGAUAAAUCGGACGCAGAUAUCUUUCCUUAUGCAUAUUUAAAUCCAAAUCUCACUACUGAUGAAUACAAAGCGAUCAAAGAUGAAUUAAAUGAGAUAAAUUUGAUGGCUACUUCUAAAGCUUCUGAAAUUGAUGAAAUUCUCAAAACAAAUCUUCGAGAUAUUACAAAUAACAGGUUUUCUUCUCAAAUUGAUACUGUAACAAGAAAAAUAGAUGAUUUAGAAAUUGAUAUCAACAAUCGUAAAUUUUUGCUUAAUUCAACAAAGAAAUCAUAUCAAUAUCAAGUUGAAUCACCAAAAGUUUCAACUAUAAAGCACGUUAUUGAUAGACUUACUACUAUUAAAUCCAAACCAAAUAUAUCUAUUUCAGAUACAUCUAGAAUUGAUGCUUUAAUUUCAAUGUUUGAAGCAAUGAUACAUGAAGACAUCGAUGAAAGCAAAUUCUUACUGCAUAUUAAUGCUAUGAAGUCAUUAUUAAAUUCCCCAUCGAAAUCAAGCACUUCUCCACUUCAUGAAUCAAAAGAAUUUAAAUUUGAAUCAGAAGAAAAGAAUAAGGCACAUAAGAAACUUUCCUCUUUCCAGUUUUUGCAAAAGAUACAGAAAGUUCGCGAAAUUGCUUCCAAUCUUUAA